This is a messenger RNA of Oikopleura dioica, 2415 nucleotides long. Lineage: Eukaryota; Metazoa; Chordata; Appendicularia; Copelata; Oikopleuridae. The record is from the annotation of a GenBank genome assembly.
AUGAGAGGACCGGUUUACGAAAAUCUCGAUUACUUCGCCGAUUUACUAGAGAAAACGAUACAAUGCAACUUGGAUCCAGUGACUGAGCUGUAUUUUUCGAACACUGGAACAGGCGAAAAACAUGCGUGGAUUCGAGACAAUCUCUGGGCAGUUCAGUCUGUCUGGGCGCUGGCCCUGUCUUUUCGAAAAUAUGGUGACACUGACGACGCUCGGGCUAAGUUUCAAAUGUUCGCUGGCUCUGCUACCAAAACUAUGAGAUCACUGCUGAUGUGCAUGAUGCGCCAGAGUUCGAAAAUUGAGAGCUUCAAGAAAACGAAGGCCACUGGAGACGCGAUCCAUGCGAAAUUCAAUGUGAGAACUUUGUCCACUGUUGUUGGCGAUCAUGACUGGGGACACUUACAGCUCGAUGCUACUGGUUUGUUUGUUCUGCAACUUGCACAGAUGACCGCGUCUGGUCUGCAGAUCAUUCUUUCACUAGAAGAAGUCGAUUUCAUUCAAAAUCUCGUGUUCUACAUCGAGAGCGCUUACAAAACCGUCGAUUACGGAAUCUGGGAGCGUGGUGACAAGACAAACCAUGGAGUGCCAGAACUCAACGCCAGUUCGAUCGGGAUGUGCCUCGCUGCUCUCGAAGCGAUAGACGGGCUUGACCUGUUCCAAUGCCAAGGCGGCUAUAGGAGCAUCAUUCACGUUUCCCCUGAUGAAAAGGCCAGGUGCCAGGAUGUGUUGGAGUCACUCUUACCGCGAGAAUCAAAGUCAAAGGAAGUUGGUGCUGCGCUCUUGCCGGUCGUCCUAUAUCCUGCCUUUGCGGUAUCUAACUCUGAUAUUGUCACAAAGACGUUGGCAAUUAUCGAUGAAAAACUUCAAGGGGAAUUCGGAUACAUCCGAUUUCAAAGAGACGGCUAUCUGACCCCGAUAGAAGAUCGACAUCGUCUUCAUUACGAUCCUCUGGAAUUGGAGCAGUUUGAAAAGAUUGAGUGUCAAUGGCCGUUAUUUUUAUGCAUGCGACUUGUCUCCAAAUGUUUUCAGCGAGGAGCGGCAAAGCCUCAAGUGAACUCAGUUGCCAUGGAGAGAAAAGCUCCUGGAUCUGCUAAGCGAGAUAACGUUGGCUUUCUUCCGCAUAUUUGGGGACAAUCGUUGUAUAUUCUGUCGCGCCUUUUGGUGGAGGACUUUGUCAGUCCGGGCGAGCUCGAUCCGCUCAACAGAAGAAUGGCCAUGCAGAAAAGACCGGAAGUUAUUGUUCAGGUGUCAUUCUUGGCACUCGACGAUCUCACGCAGGAUACUUUCAACGAGCAUGGACACCACUUUCAGCGAGCUGAGGACAUUACAAAGGUUCGUGUACAUCCGGUGACUGUUCUCUCCGAUUUGUACAAGAAUCUUGGAAAGUCGGAUAUGCUUUGUUUGAGCGGCAGACCCAAAGGACGAAUUGGCAUUCUAAGCACUUCGAAGUUCUACGAACUGGGAGACGGAACGAUGACCUUCUUCUACCCGGAAUUUUCAAACAUUGAUCAGAAUUGGAUCGCAGCUGAUGUCAACAUCUUCAUUGAGGAGGUUCAAACAGAGCUGAACUACAUUCAAUCGCACUGGAAUCACCCUGGACGCCCUACAAUUGUCAUUCCGCUGAGCACCGAGCUUAUUUGGAAUACAUCAGAUUCUUGUGUACAUAGCGAAAUAAUUAAUCUCGUCCGAAAAAUUACUUCUGGAUACAUCGCAGGAGUACGAGUCAAGUCAGCGAAGCUCGAAGAAUUUCUCCCGACUUCAAAUGUUUCCAAGCUUCAAUUCGCAGAUGUAAAAGACGGAAUUUCUCCAAAAUCGAGCGCAUCAAAGACUCUUUCAUUGCCAAAACUACCAAUAACUCCAAUGCGAUCGCCCAAAGACUUUCAUAAAGCGAGAGUCAUAAACAUGAACCUUGACCUAACAGAUAUGACGCUCGUGCCGAAAAUCAACCGUCGAAGAUCGGAAAGCCACAGCUUCACUUCCACUCGAUCAGGCCGGGAUGAUUCGUAUACAAUUCUCACCGCCAAGUGUCUCGUCGAUCAAGCUGGCGUUCUCCUUGAAAUUUCCGAAGCAACCGACGAAAACUAUCGCGUUCAAAUACCCUCUGUUGGUCCUGUCCAAAUCACUCCACUCCUAGAAGAAGUCUUCGACCGAGCAUGUCGCGAGCAACAAUGGUUAUUAGCGCGCGAACUUGCUGGUUAUUUGAACAAGCCACUUCCAGGGCUAGAUCAAGCGGUUACAGACAUCCUUGUGCGCCAAAAAAGCAUCACCGUUGGUCUGCCGCCGGACAGUCGCGAAACGACAAUCGACAAGCCACUUCAGUCGGGUGAGAUCGAAGCUAUGAUACUCGAGGCGUGUGGCGAUGGCGACGUCGCUAUCCUGCAACAGGAAGUUAUUCUGUGUUCGGGUUCUAAGUUUUGA